Molecule: messenger RNA, 168 nt
Organism: Motacilla alba alba
Lineage: Eukaryota; Metazoa; Chordata; Aves; Passeriformes; Motacillidae
Source: the annotation of a RefSeq genome assembly
AUGCCUCAACUAAACCCCAACCCAUGAUUUUUUAUCAUGCUCACUUCAUGACUCACCUACUCCCUGAUUAUCCAACCCAAACUUCUAUCGUUCGUAACAAUAAACCCCCCAUCUAACAAACCAAUUACUACCCCAAGCACCACACCUUGAGUCUGACCAUGAACCUAA